AAACGUCCACAGUCGCGCGCCGGCAGCCGAUAGUGCUGGAAUCGAACGGUCGCUCUCGUGGCGUCGUUGCUCGGCCACUGUUCUUCCAUUUUUCAUUUCGCUUUGACCGCGCACUACAAAUCGUAAACACACGCGUAUCGACACAAGUUUUACCCGGACAGUUUGUUGCUUUCGUGUUUUCCUUGAUUCUGUGCUUCGACAACCGAUUGUGCACGCAUUACACUGAUACGUUCUUUCGAAGGUAGGAAUACGAACGAACAAAAACAUCAAAACAAAAGAAAAUACGAAGCGACGAAACGGUAUUUAUACUCGUUCAGCAGUGCAAACUCGAGUUUUUAUGUCGCGAACAAAGUACACGUGAUUUACACCCUCGGCUCAUGAUGUAUGCAAUGCAUAUUUAUGUAAUGCUCCGGUAUAAAUAGACAAGUCGCUAAUUUCCUUCCUACUCUCCGACUCUUCGUUUGAACGUCAAAAAUGUUUGAGAUGUAACAAUAUUCUGUCUCCAGUUAAAUAAACAAUAAACUAGAAUAACAGCAGAUUUCCAGAACGUUACAGCAUACGCGGAGCUGUUGUUUCUCGCAGUGUGUUCAACGUCUCUUCGACCCUGACCUCAGAUCCAAAGAUUAAAUGAGCAGUGUCGAAAAUGUACAAUCUCAACGUGAACGUGAAUCCUAGCCCUAUGGCUGCCGCGGGUCUUCUCGGCGUCGCGGCGGCCGAGGUCACACCGAGGACACCGGAAAUCGUAAAUUCCCUAAUAGCAAUGACCAAUCCCUUCGAUGGAUACUCGAACGACAGGAGUCGUGAAAGAACCGAUUCCACCAGUAGCGGGGAGCCUAGUCCACCGAGUGUGCAACACACUUGUAGUCAACUUAUCAAAGAAGGUUUGAAGCUGACGCUGCAGACUAAGAGAAGAGUAAACGGUAGCAGCGACGAAGCGACGAAAAAGUCACGAAAGGAGGACAAUAGCGCUGACGACGAGGAAGAAGAUGGCGAUUCGAGCAAUAACAACAGUCGCACCGGUUUGACGCCCGAGGACGAGGAGCGUCGUCGCCGACGACGAGAGCGCAACAAAAUAGCAGCGACAAAGUGCCGACUGAAGAAGCGCGAAAAAACUGUAAUACUCGUGCAAGAGUCGGAAAUAUUGGAGACGCAAAAUCACGAUUUAAAAUCGGAGAUAAAAAAGUUGGAAACGCAGAGGCGGAGGCUGGUCGACAUGCUCAGUCUUCAUGGUCCAACUUGUCUGAAACAGGGCGGGACGAACGAGUCCGCGUACCAACAGUACGCAGAGCCGUUGCCCAGCUACGAAGAAAAUUUUGGCAAUCCGUCGUCGCAGCCGCCACCUGCGCUCAAUCAACCCCAAAACUGUGUCACCGAUUAUCCGGUCAAGGUCGAAGUCUACGAUUCAGGGACUCACGAUUUUUAUAGACAGGACAACAGUCCUUACGUACCUACAUCCGAUUCCGGUUGUACGGUGUAGCUGCGUUUGUGCGAAGAGAGAACAGAGAGAAUGGAGAAUAAUGAACAUUUUUAAAUAUGCAAAUCGUCGAUUAGGGUCAGGCGGAUGAAAACCUUGAAUUUUCCAACUCCCUCGGCAAUAACUCGAGAAGAAAGUUCAAAGUUUUCUUCUCGUCGUCAGACACUUUUAAUACUAAUAUAAACGUCCAGGAGCCGGGAAAAGAGAUUUUGGGGUAAAAUGGAUCAACGGCGAAAAAACUCGUCCGUAUGGAGCGAAAGACACAGUUUCGUCGUCGGGGCAGAAAUACGCAUAAUUCAUCCUGAAGUAUUCAUAAUCGAGAAUUAUCGAAAUUUCUUCAAUGCGUGAAAAUUAACACGAAUUUAUAUUAUUCCGGAGUUCUGUGCAGGAAAAAUCGCCAACUCGAUGUCCGAGCGACGCAGGGAUUAAAAUCGCAAGAGAAAAGAGUUCAAACACACAAAUAUUCCUUGUUCAGUUUGUAUGCUCGGAAAAGAACGUGUACCUUCUCUACGAAUCGUAACCGUUGACGCGACGUCGUGAGAGGAAAAAAUGUUUGCGUCUCAUUCUGUAAAGAAUGAGGAAAAUGGUGUCUAUGUCGUCUCGUUGAACUUCAAGGUGGUCCAUAUUGCCCCGCAUUUCUCUUUCUACGCGUUUUUUUCGUGGUUAUCGAUCUUUGCGUUCUCGGGAUCACCGGAACGCGCCGCCUCGUCUCUCCUUCGCUAAUGCCUCGAGGCUGCUUGCCGCAAUAUGCAAAAACGUCGAUGAGAGAGACAAAGGGAGAGCGAGGGAGCGGCGGAAAGAGUACACCGCUCUGACGCCGCUGCGCUGCCCGUUUCGAGAUCCCCGCGCCAAGUGUAUAACGGGUGCGCCGAGAGAAAGAGCUUUGAUGAUUAAUCGCGAAGGACUUAUGCAUUCCACAAACCAGAGAUCGAAAUGAAUAUAUUAUUUACCUUUUAGAAGCGAGAUCUAAUCAAAAUAACUAAGCGCUCAUAAUCUCAUGAAUUUGCACUCUUAGUUGUAGCUUGCGCAGUCAUUAAUAGUGUAGUUACGAGAAAAAAAUCGAUUUGCCUUGUCACAAGAAUAAAUUAUCUUGGAAUUCUCUUUCGUCUUAAGAAUAUUGUUAUUAUUGGCGAUAGAAAGAAAUAUCGGUCGUUUUUUGCGGGUCAAAGCCAUUAAUGAAAUAUUUUGCCGUAGAUCGUUUCUCCUCGAUAUUAGAAACUGAAACAGAUUUUAUUGAGUUUCACUUGUUAAUCAAAUGCGCGUUAUUGCUCUCGACUUGCACUCGAAAAACGAAGUUGCGUACUCUCCGUAUCUGGCGCUUUACUGCUCGUCCUAACAUACGAAAUUCAUUCGCUCUUUUCUCUCUUUCAAACGUAUUUUCUAAAACGGUACAACAAAAUGGAUGUUUUUUACAAAUUCGUCUUUUUAACUCGUAAACUACUUAUAUGAACACGUUCGAGGACGAACAAGCCCGAGACAUUCCUUUCGUAAUAACUCUUCUGUGACAUUCUUCAUAAGGCCUUGAUCGUUAACGUUAUUAAACGAUAAAUCAAAAGUUGAAGAAAAGAGUCAACUUUUUCUCGUCGCAAAUACUAAAUUUUUCUUUUUUCCAUUGUUUUGCUGUUCGAGUGAGUGCAGGACAUUGUCACUCGGACUUUGUUUCUUUAUUUUUAUUUUAUUUUUUUUUUUUUUUGUAAAUUUCAUCGAUUUCUUUUCAUCCAUUCGGCUACUUGAACAAUUUAUCAGCACAACUGUCCCCUUCUUCCCCCCCCCCCCCCCCCCCCCCCCAAGUGUAACGCGAGAAUAUUUUCUGUUGAUAUUUUAUUAUUAAAGUCAUUGAUGAAGAGAAUCAUAUGAUUCUGAUAAAAAUGUAUAAGUACGUCAAUAUAUUUAUUAUUAUUAUUAUUACUAUUAUCUAUGUAUGCAUAUAUUUUAUAUAUAUACACAAAAACGUCCGCACAGGAAGGAAAAUUCUAACGGUUUAACGUUACGUCGAUAUGUAAGAAUUAUUAUUAUUAUUAUUAUUAUUAUUUAACAAUGAAGAGAAUACCAUUUUUAUAAGAAAAAAAAAACAAUGUGCCUAACGACAUACCUCAGUGCAACUAGUGGGUAUAGUUACCCAUUCGAGAUGCGUUAACGAUCGAUAACUUGAGAAAAAACAUCUUUUCUGUCUUCUUGAACGAUCCAAGACUCUUUUUUUCAAUAAGUUUUUGUCCUGAUCGUCCCCUCGCUCUAUACUGUAAUCGAAGAAGCCAAAAUGCUUUCAUUUGAAUUGGUGCUUUUUUUUCUUCAGUUUCUCUUUUAUAUCUAAGACGAUUUAUCGAUCGCUAAUGUGCCAGAAAAUGCCAGGAUCUAACACGAGAUUUGCGUGUUUCGACGAAUAUGAGAUUUCGAAAUUAAAUUUAUUAUGAAAUUCUUUGAAACUGGUGUGCUGAUACUUUUUGAAAAAGAUCAGAAUGGAUCGGAGAACGAAUUUUCAUUCGAUUCGUUAUUAAAAAUGAGCGCACUCUUUUUUAAUGAUUUUUUCCUUUUGGUCGAAUCUGUAUUUUUUUUUUGUUGAAAUUCGAAUCGCUGCAAAUUCUCCUUGAUGACACAAUGACUCGUCUUCCUCAUUAAUCUUGUUGGUUAAUUCUUAACGAAGAUCGCGCCGAGAGUCAUGAUAAAACGCUUAUAACCGCUUUUUACCGAAAUCGUUGAAUAUUGUAAAAGUACGUGAAAACAAUAUAUCGGGCAAAAAUGAUGCGCAUCGCGAAAGAGAAAGUGCUUCAUCGUUUUAGCUUUAAUGCGUAUGUACGUACAUUGUAAAUUUAAAAAUAGCAUAUGGCUCCCUUCUCUUCUUCCGAAGUAUCGCAGCGUUUUCGCGUGAAAAUCGGGAGAGGGUCGAAAACGUUAUUUUCUUUUUAGCAUCGCUUGGGUUAUUUUUAAGUUUAACUUUCUUACUUUUUUUUUUUUUAUCAACUUUUUUUAUUUUCACAUCGUCGUUGAAUCGAAGGAAUGUCAUCGCGAAGUGCCGGUUAAACGGCGGAUGCUGUGUCAAUUAUUUUAUGAUCGUUAAAAAAUUUCGUCGCCGCGAAACUGCCAUUAUUUUUUAUCGUAUUUUAAUGCUUUCUUUCCUUUGUCGAGAGCUCGAGCUUGAUUUUUUUAUUACAUCAAUUAAUCCACGCGUGUUAUUGUACUUCACCACCGGAAACGGUGGCGCGAUUAUAAAUUUGUGAGACUGAAGUUUGUUCGAUUUUUGAUUCCGAUCCCGAUUUUCUACGUUCACAAACUCGGCUCGUAGGGCUAUUAUUAUUGUACGCAUGAGAAAUCCAUGUUAUAUAUUUUUUUGUCUUUUCUAUGUAUACUCAGUACCUGGCAAAAUUGUUUGCCACACUGCAGUCGAGAAUUAUUUACUUUUAUUUUAAGAAAAAAGAAACAAUUCUUAUGACUCGAAUAUUUACCGUUGUAAUGCCGAAAAAGUGAGUUCUCAUUCUUUGAAUAAAAGUGCCUUGAAUACUAAAACGUUAAGAGUUUCGUUGCCUCAAAAUUAUAAAUUAGUGGAGUCAUGGUUGAAAGAGGAUAACAGUUAUUCUUACGUUAGAAACGAAAGAUUUGUGAUUUCUUCGAAAAAGACGAGGGAUUAAGAGCUUUGACAAUACACGAAAAGUUGAAAUAUU
This is a messenger RNA of Venturia canescens, 5130 nucleotides long. RefSeq names its product Activating transcription factor 3 (gene Atf3). The record is from RefSeq and is a predicted model, not a curated record. Gene Ontology annotation, cellular component: nucleus. The coding region runs from base 644 to 1477 and encodes 277 amino acids. Gene Ontology annotation, molecular function: RNA polymerase II cis-regulatory region sequence-specific DNA binding; DNA-binding transcription factor activity, RNA polymerase II-specific. Lineage: Eukaryota; Metazoa; Arthropoda; Insecta; Hymenoptera; Ichneumonidae. Gene Ontology annotation, biological process: regulation of transcription by RNA polymerase II. The transcript is spliced from 5 exons.